AUGCCUCGAGUAAAGCGGUACCGCCGUUCGUGCUUCCGCCAUCCUAGUAGAGUGGGGAGAGCGGGGUCUGACAGAGAGCAGCGAUUCGGCGUUGCAUACCAGAGGCAGAGGCAGAGGGAGAAGAGAGAGACACCAAUGGAGUCGCCGCCGCCGCCGCCGCCCCCGCAGAUCCUCCUCACCCCCAAGCCCGACCCCGAUGCGCCCCCGUCCCCCACCCCUACCACCCACACUGCUCUCAUCCCCAAGCCCGAACCCGACGCUCCCACCGCUCUCACCCCCGAGCUCUACGAUAUCUACCGCCGGGAGCUCGAGCCCUCCCCUGACGACCACCCCGACUUCGCCCUCCAACUCCGCCACUCACAGCUCCAACUCGACGCCGUCUCCGCCAAUCUCCGCCUCACCGCGCCCAAUCCCCAAGACGAUGCCAACCUUCAGGUAUCCAUUCCCCUGCCCUCCGACGCCGCCGCCGCCGCCACCUCUUCCUCCGCCUCCAAGAAACGCAACCGCGCCGGUGAGAUGGUGCGCGUCACCUCCUUCACUCCUCAAGACCACGCCCACUUCCGCUCCAUCGUCCGCCACGCGCGCCUCACCUUCGAGGCGCUCCGCGGAAUCUACCACCGCCAGGACAACUACGACGGCGCCCGCAACCGCUCCGACCUGCGCGCCUCCAGCAAGAUGCUCUCCCUCGGCCUCUGGCUCUACCGCAACGUGCGCAUCGUCGGCCCCAUCCCCGGCGUCCAGGUCGGGGACGCCUUCGCCUACCGCGCCGAGCUCUGCGUCGUCGGCCUCCACUGCACCCCGCAGGCCGGCAUAUGCUACAUCCCCGCCAGCCUCGUCAGCGAGGGCCACCCCGUCGCCACCAGCAUCGUCUCCUCCGGCGGCUACCUCGAUGACGAGGACAGCGGCGACGUCCUCGUCUACACCGGCAGCGGCGGCCGCCAGCGCAACCGCGUCGAGCACCACGCCGACCAGACGCUCCAGCGCGGCAACCUCGCCCUCCACUACAGCUACCAUUACGGCGUCGAGGUGCGCGUCAUCCGCUGCCACGCCUGCGACUCCAGCUCCAGCCGCAAGGUCUAUGUCUACGACGGCCUCUACAGGGUCGUCAGCUCCACCUAUGGUCCCGGCAAAUCUGGCCGCGAUGUCUGCAAGUACAAGCUCCUGCGCCUCCCUGACCAGGAGGAACUCGGCAGCAAGAACUGGUGUUUGGCCAAGGAAAUCAAGGACAUGGUCGACAGCAAAGUCCUCCCACCAGGCUACAUCUCACUGGACCUAUCGAAUGGCAAGGAGGCCUUCCCUGUCGCCGUCUGCAACAAUGUGGACCAAGAGAGUUCUCUUCUUGACUUUGACUACAUUGCACACCCUGAAUUGCCAUUGUCCCUCGAGUUCUCGCCGGCGAAGAGGCACAAGGGCUGUCAUUGUAACACAACAUGUGGAUCCAGCUGCAGCUGCGUGAGGAAGAACGGUGGAGGCCCGGUGUACAAUGAGGAUGGCACCCUUGUCAGGGGAAGGCCAAUAGUGUAUGAGUGUGGUGAUCUUUGUGAUUGCACAAUGAGUUGCUUGAACCGGUUGACCCAGCGAGGAAUGAAGCACCGGCUGGAGGUGUUCCGGUCCAAGGAGACGGAGUGGGGUGUCAGGACACUGGACUUGAUACAGCCUGGUGCUUUUGUAUGCGAGUACAGUGGAGAUGUGGUGCCCAGCGAUGUGGCCAUGGAUGAGGACAGCUUCAUCGAUCCAAAGAGGUUGCCCAAGAGAUGGAGAGAGUGGGGAGACGCCUCUGAUGCGCUUCUGGAUGACAACGUAUCUCAAUUCCACCAUUUCAGAGAGCCAAGUUAUGUACUUGACGUGUCUCAAAGGAGGAAUUUCGCUAGCUACAUUAGCCACAGCAGCUCUCCCAAUGCCUUCAUCCAAUAUGUUCUCCGUGGCAAUGAAAAUGAAUCAUGCCCUCACCUGAUGGUUUUUGCCAUGGAUACCAUCCCACCAAUGAGGGAGCUGAGCAUCGAUUACGGCAUUGAUCAGCAAGUAGGCCCCUGAGAGGGUUCAGUGAGAAGUGUGGCUGGAUGUGCUGAAGGUACAUUGUGAAACUUGUGGCGGCUUCACAGUUCAGCAGACUUUUUUGGUAGUGUUGGCGAUGAACUAUACUGCUUUUCAUUUUGCUGAAGGUUGGAACCCUGAAUUCUGAAACAGAGGGGAGCCCCUAGCUUUCCUGUAGA
This is a messenger RNA of Lolium rigidum, 2213 nucleotides long. Its product is annotated as histone-lysine N-methyltransferase family member SUVH9-like. NCBI's taxonomy places the organism in Eukaryota, Viridiplantae, Streptophyta, Magnoliopsida, Poales, Poaceae. The coding region runs from base 1 to 2034 and encodes 677 amino acids. The record is from RefSeq and is a predicted model, not a curated record. The transcript has a single exon. Gene Ontology annotation, cellular component: nucleus. Gene Ontology annotation, molecular function: histone methyltransferase activity; zinc ion binding; protein binding.